AUGGCGACGCUAGAACAGGAACUUCUCGCCGACUUUGCUGAGGAUGAAGAUCUUCAGGAUCUUGAGAAUGAUUUCGGAGGCGGGUCUGGCGAGGACGAUGACAUGGUAGACGAGGAGGCCGAGUACAGGCAGAAAGAGAAGGACAAUGACAGCAAAGCUGAAGCCGACAUAAAAUCCGCCCAGCAACUGAAGAUCAAUCUCGAAUCUGUCCUUCAGCGCAUUGAAGAAAUCAAGGACAAGAUGGACAUUGUGGAGGGUGAGUCUUUUGAGGACUCGCCGGAUUACAAGCUCCUCACAGAGGCCAACGAGUACUCUACACAAAUCGACGGCGAAAUCGCUACCGUACACAAGUUCAUUCGCGACCACUACUCGGCCUUUUUCCCGCAUUUGGAAGAUCUACUCAAAAACCCCGUCGUCUACGCAAGGGCAUGUUUGGUUAUCGGUGGUGGACCUCUGGACAACAUCAAGAACAUUACGCCAAAGUUGCGAGGAAUUCCUGAACUCGAUCCUGCCCUGAUCAUGGUAGUGGAAAUUGAAGCCACGCGUGUCGAAGGAAGGCUGCUUGAUGAAGCUGAGCUCUCUCUCAUAUCAGAUGCUUGCCACCUGUUGCUUGAGUUGAAUGACGCGAAGAAAGUGAUUCUGCAAUUCGUCGAGUCUCGCACAGCCGUUUUUGCGCCCAACCUUACCGCAUUGAUUGGCAGUCUGACAGCAGCUCAUCUGAUCUCAUAUUCAGGAGGUAUUACCAACCUUGCGAAGACGCCCGCUUGCAACAUCGCUCCUCUAGGUUCGACCAAGGUCUCCGGUGCUACCAUCGGUCUUUCCAACAUCGGCUUGAGACAUGAGGGCUUUCUAUACCACAGUGAUAUUGUACAGAACGUGAGGCAAGAUCUUAGGAAACAGGCUUUACGUAUCGUCUCCGGCAAAGUUAUUCUGGCAGCACGAGUCGACGCUCACUCCGGCUCUCACAACGCCGACAUUGGCAUGGAUCUGAGAAAGGAAUGCGAAAAGCGCAUCGACAGACUCAGUGAAAUACCCGCAAACCAAAAAGGCCAACGAGCCCUGCCUGUCCCUGACGAAAAGCCCUCCCGCAAGCGUGGUGGCAGACGUGCCAGAAAGGCCAAAGAAGCAACCGCAAUGACGGAGAUCCGUAAAGCCCAGAACCGCAUGACGUUUGGCAAGGAAGAAAAGGAAGUUGGCUACGGCGACUCAGUCAAGGGAAUGGGCAUGAUUGGAGCAACCGACACAGGCCGUCUCCGCGCGCAACAAAUCGACCCCAAAACCCGCGCCAAACUUUCAAAGAAGAACCCAGGUUGGGGCGGCGAUACCACCCUCGGCGCUGCUUCCUCGCUCAAAGGUUUCGGUGCAGGUGGUACGGCGACGAGUCUGCGCGCUCAGGGCUUGCGGACUGGUGGUGUGGGCCUCGGCGGUGGCGCAGGAACGAAUUCGAUUGCCUUCACGCCUGUUCAGGGUCUUGAGCUCGUAGAUCCCAAGGCAAGGGAAGAGAUGAAUCGGAAGCGCAAAGCGGAUGAUGAUCGCUGGUUCAAAGGUGGAGCAUUCACGCAGCUCAAUGGAAGCAGUUCCAAAGUUGACGCUGGCGGGUUCAAGGUCCCUGCGCUGCCGAUGAAGAAGCCUAAGACGGAUUCUUAG
Pyrenophora tritici-repentis Pt-1C-BFP is the source of this 1647-nucleotide messenger RNA. Its product is annotated as U4-U6 small nuclear ribonucleoprotein Prp31. Gene Ontology annotation, cellular component: U4 snRNP; precatalytic spliceosome; U4/U6 x U5 tri-snRNP complex. The record is from RefSeq and is a predicted model, not a curated record. Lineage: Eukaryota; Fungi; Ascomycota; Dothideomycetes; Pleosporales; Pleosporaceae. Gene Ontology annotation, biological process: spliceosomal tri-snRNP complex assembly; mRNA splicing, via spliceosome.